AAUUAAAUUUAGGUGAAUCAGUAUUUUUUUUUCUAUAAAAAGGUUGAUAUUAUAAGAGUUGGCAAUUGACAUAAGUGAAAUUGAGCAUCAGCAGCUGGAGCAGGAAGAGUGAUGAAUUCGCCAGAAGAAUGUUGCGGUAGGAAGAAGAUGGAGAAAGAUGUUCAUGUGACGUUUCUUGAGAUGAUGUAUUAUUUGCUUCCAUCCGCAUAUGAAUCCCAAGAGAUCAACCAUCUCACUCUCGCUUACUUUGUCAUCUCUGGCCUUGACUUCCUCAACUCUCUUCAUUCUGUUGAGAAGGAAGCUGUUGUCAAUUGGGUUCUGUCUUUCCGAGCUCACCCUGGGACUCAAUCUGACAUCAACGAUGGACAAUUCUAUGGCUUUCAUGGUUCCAAAACUUCACAAUUUUCUCCAAAUGAAAAUGGGGUUUUGGUCCACAACAAUAGUCACUUGGCAAGUACUUAUUGUGCCAUUGCCAUAUUGAAAAUUGUUGGAUAUGAAUUGUCCAGUCCUGAUUCUGAAUCAAUUGUGACUUCCAUGAGGAACCUUCAACAGCCUGAUGGAAGUUUCAUGCCUAUUCAUACUGGAGGUGAAACAGAUCUUCGGUUUGUAUAUUGUGCUGCUGCCACCUGUUUCAUGCUGGAUAACUGGAGUGGCAUGGACAAGGAGAAAGCCAAGGAUUACAUAUUACUUUGUCAGUCUUAUGAUGGUGGCUUUGGAUUAGUUCCUGGUGCAGAAUCUCAUGGUGGUGCAACUUAUUGCGCUAUUGCAUCUCUUCGAUUAAUGGGAUUCAUUGAAGAUAAUAUUCUGUCAAGUUCUGCUUUGACUUCUUUGAUAGAUGUGCCAUUGCUGCUGGACUGGAUCUUGCAGAGGCAGGGGACCGAUGGUGGAUUUCAAGGUAGACCCAAUAAAUCUAGUGAUACGUGUUAUGCAUUUUGGAUUGGAGCCGUUUUGAGGAUUCUAGGGGGCUACAACUUUGUGGACAGUAAAGCUCUACAUGAAUUUUUACUUUCUUGUCAAUAUAAGUAUGGUGGUUUCAGCAAAUUCCCAGGAGAGUUUCCAGACCUGUACCACUCCUACUAUGGAUUUACUGCUUUCAGCCUGUUGGAAGAAUCUGGCUUGAAAUCACUUUGUUCUGAACUUGGAAUUACAGGAACAGCUGCAAUGGGACUCUAGCUUAGAUAUGCAUACUUUUAUUUUUUAUUUUUGGGUAUGCUGCAUCUUUAAACCAAAGAUUUCUUGCAUAUUGUAUGAAGUUCACACCACUAAUCCACUUUUGAUUGACUUUACUUUUUUAUUAUUUUUUUUUAAUUUAUUUGGACUGUAAAUUUUCCAUAUGGUUGUAUUUGUGUGCACUAACUCAGGUCAUUGGAUUUCUUUUCCUUU
Messenger RNA from Abrus precatorius (Indian licorice), 1383 nucleotides. Its product is annotated as geranylgeranyl transferase type-1 subunit beta. Lineage: Eukaryota; Viridiplantae; Streptophyta; Magnoliopsida; Fabales; Fabaceae. Gene Ontology annotation, biological process: protein geranylgeranylation. Gene Ontology annotation, cellular component: CAAX-protein geranylgeranyltransferase complex. The transcript is spliced from 11 exons. The record is from RefSeq and is a predicted model, not a curated record. Gene Ontology annotation, molecular function: CAAX-protein geranylgeranyltransferase activity. The coding region runs from base 112 to 1173 and encodes 353 amino acids.